Messenger RNA from Synchiropus splendidus (mandarinfish), 603 nucleotides. It is a transcript of the gene fgf21, whose product is annotated as fibroblast growth factor 21. Gene Ontology annotation, biological process: positive regulation of cell population proliferation; regulation of cell migration; animal organ morphogenesis. Lineage: Eukaryota; Metazoa; Chordata; Actinopteri; Syngnathiformes; Callionymidae. The transcript has 4 exons. Gene Ontology annotation, molecular function: fibroblast growth factor receptor binding; growth factor activity. The record is from RefSeq and is a predicted model, not a curated record. Gene Ontology annotation, cellular component: cytoplasm. The coding region runs from base 1 to 603 and encodes 200 amino acids.
AUGUUUUGCCGCUACUCUGUCUUCUUCAUUCUCUCCCUUCCCUUGUCGUCUUCACUCUAUCUCCCCGACUCCAACCCUUUGCUGGCCUUCGACGGCCAGGUCAGAGAGGUUCAUCUCUACACAGAAAACCACAGACACGGACUGUACCUGAAGAUGAUGGAGGAUGGGAGUGUGGCAGGAAGCUCUGCUCAGAGCCUCAGUAGUGUGAUGGAGCUGAAAGCAGUGAAACCAGGCCACAUAGUGAUCCAGGGACAGCUAUCAUCCAUGUAUCUGUGUGUGGAUCCAGCAGGCUCACUGAGGGCGCAGAAACACUACACAGAGCACGACUGCACCUUCAGAGAGCUUCUUCUGGCAGACGGAUACACUCGCUUCCUUUCUUCCUUUUAUGGAUUUCCCGUGUCCCUGGCAUCGAACCGCUCCCCAGAUCGACAAGCACUUCCUUUCACUCGAUUCCUGCCACUUAAGAAUACUCUGAUGAGGCAGAGUCUUCCAGAGCAACCCAAAAGUACAGAGGGAUACGUUAACCUGGACUCUCAUGACCUGUUUGGCAUGCACAGAAAUACUCUGGGAAGUCCUCACUUCUCAGCAGACCACAAGAAAUAG